This is a messenger RNA of Setaria italica (foxtail millet), 824 nucleotides long. Its product is annotated as glutaredoxin-C15. Lineage: Eukaryota; Viridiplantae; Streptophyta; Magnoliopsida; Poales; Poaceae. Bases 101 to 415 code for a protein of 104 amino acids. The transcript has a single exon. The record is from RefSeq and is a predicted model, not a curated record.
CCCUGCACUCGCAAAGCACACAAAGACACAAAUUAACAUCAACAUUGUUUGCUAGCAAGUUCGAGUUAGCUUAGAGAAAUCAAGAAAGACGGCGGCGGCAAUGGCGGAGAGGGUGUCGAGGCUGUCGACGGAGAAGGCGGUGGUGAUCUUCACGCGAAGCCAGUGCCCGAUGUGCCACACGGUGUUGAGCCUCUUCUCCGAGCUCGGCGUGUGCGCGGCGGUGCACGAGCUGGACAAGGACCCCCGCGGCCGCGACAUGGAGCGGGAGCUCGCCCGCCGCCUCGGCCGUGCGCCGCCCGUCCCCGCCGUCUUCGUCGGCGGCAAGCUCGUCGGCUCCACCGACACGAUCAUGUCGCUGCACCUCGCCGGCAAGCUCGUGCCCAUGCUCAAGGCCGCCGGCGCCAUAUGGCUCUGAAUCCCUGCAUCCACCGGCGACAGCAACUAUAAUCACUCACAAGUCACACCCCUAAAUUUUGUACCUUGCGUGCAUGCACCUGACCAAUUGCAGGCACGUAAAUUAAGAGCUAUGUAUACACAUGCACAUAUUUGCAUGGGUAUAAGUAUACACGAUUAUAGAGUGUGUUCACUAGUCAAGGAUAAGAAUAAGAUGCACACCUGUCAGGACCGUCCGAUCGUAAUGGAUGGCUAGGAUAUAAGCCAGUGAUAGGGCAAGUUCUAACGUGAAGGUAACAGAGUCAAAUGAACAUGUGAGAGGUUUUGUUUAGCUGCUAAUGUGUAACCUAGCAGUGCUGAAAAGGGUGUAAGGGACUUGUUUGUAACCUCCCCCUUUGAAGUUUCUCCAAUGAGAUACGAAUUUUGGACUA